AUGGAUAUUACUAUAACAGCUCUACAAAUAGUUGCUAAACCUGCAGUAUUUAAUGUGCUGAUUGUGAUUCAUCUGCAACUAAUUGCAUAGAUUGUUAUAGCAACUAAUACCUUGCCAGUGCAAAAUGUGUAUGCAACAAAGGUUAUUUCCCAAACCCUCUUUAGAAUUAACUAUGCUUGUAAUGUAAUAGUAAUUGUAAUACUUGUUUAAAUACAGCAUCAAGCUGCACAAGUUGUAUUACAAAUGCUAUUUUAGUUAAUAACACUUGCUAGUGUAAAAAUAGAUAUUACUCUCCUAAUUCAGAACCUUUCUUUGAUUGUUAACCUUGCAAUAACAACUGUUUAAAUUGUUAAGAUACUAGCACUAAAUGCAUUAGCUGCUAUGAUUCUAAUGCUAUAGUAAAUUCAAGCUCAUAAUGUGCUUGUAAAUAAGGAUAUUAUACAAAGUCAACUAAUCCUGAACUUACAUGUGGAAAAUGCGAUCUAUCUUGUUAGACUUGUGUUGGCCCUUGCAACAAUAGUUGUUCAAGCUGCUUCAGUAAUGCUACACUUGUUAAAGGAGUAUGCGUUUGUAAUAGUGGAUUUUAUUAAGAUCCUACAACAAAAUAAUGCUUACCCUGCUCCAUCAAUUGUGUUACUUGCACUAAUAAUGCAAACAAAUGUUUAACUUGUACACAAAAUGCUUCAUUGA
This is a messenger RNA of Tetrahymena thermophila SB210, 690 nucleotides long. Its product is annotated as transmembrane protein, putative. Lineage: Eukaryota; Ciliophora; Oligohymenophorea; Hymenostomatida; Tetrahymenidae. The record is from RefSeq and is a predicted model, not a curated record. The transcript has a single exon.